AUGCCUAAACAAUCUGAUAUAGUGCUUCAAGAGUCUGAAGAAUUGAUAAAAAAUAUUCAUAGCUGGCUAGUUGGAUUACAGUUUUUCAUGGAUACAUCUGAAUUUUCACGCAAGUUUAUACCAAGCGCUAAACAAAAAGCCGAAGAAUUGAGAGCAGAGAUUGAUAAAUUGAAUAACACCUUUUUGAAUUAUGUUGAAGAGCGUAGAUCAGAGAUUGAUAAUACUAGUCCGGAGGAAUUGUUAACACCUGAUAUUUUAACAAUGUUGUUGACAGUUAAUACAUCUCGUGAUAUUACUUCAAAUAUCAGAGAUGAUCAACAUACAAGACCAUUAACUGAUGAUGAAAUUCGUGGUAAUUUACUGGAAGUAAUUGGAGCUGGUAUUGAUACUCGUUUUAUUAAUGCAACAUUCUGA
Molecule: messenger RNA, 414 nt
Organism: Entrophospora sp. SA101
Lineage: Eukaryota; Fungi; Glomeromycota; Glomeromycetes; Entrophosporales; Entrophosporaceae
Source: the annotation of a GenBank genome assembly